AUGGGUAACCUGGAGAGCGCCGAGGGGGGUCCUGGCGAGCCGCCUUCUGUCCCGCUGCUGCUGCCGCCCGGCAAGAUGCCGAUGCCUGAGCCCUGUGAGCUGGAGGAGAGGUUCGCCCUGGUGUUGAGCUCCAUGAACCUGCCUCCUGACAAGGCCCGGCUCCUGCGGCAGUAUGACAAUGAGAAGAAAUGGGAUCUGAUAUGUGACCAGGAACGAUUCCAGGUGAAGAACCCUCCCCACACUUACAUCCAGAAACUCCAGAGCUUCUUGGACCCCAGUGUAACUCGGAAGAAGUUCAGGAGAAGAGUUCAGGAGUCAACCAAAGUACUAAGGGAGCUGGAGAUCUCACUUCGUACCAAUCACAUUGGGUGGGUACGGGAGUUUCUGAAUGAUGGGAACAAAGGCCUGGAUGUGCUGGUGGACUACUUGUCCUUCGCCCAAUGUUCCGUCAUGUUUGACUUUGAGGGUCUGGAGAGCAGUGACGAUGGUGCGUUCGACAAGCUCCGGUCCUGGAGCAGGUCCAUCGAGGACCUGCAGCCGCCCAGCGCCUUGUCGGCCCCCUUCACCAACAGCCUCGCUCGCUCUGCGCGCCAGUCUGUGCUCCGGUAUAGUACUCUCCCAGGGCGCAGGGCCCUGAAGAACUCACGCCUGGUGAGCCAGAAGGACGAUGUCCAUGUCUGCAUCCUCUGUCUCAGAGCCAUCAUGAACUACCAGUAUGGAUUCAACCUGGUCAUGUCCCAUCCCCACGCUGUCAAUGAAAUUGCACUUAGUCUCAACAACAAGAACCCAAGGACCAAAGCCCUUGUCUUGGAGCUCCUUGCUGCUGUGUGUUUGGUGCGAGGAGGUCACGAAAUCAUUCUUGCUGCUUUUGACAAUUUCAAAGAGGUAUGCAAGGAGCUGCACCGCUUUGAGAAGCUGAUGGAGUAUUUCCGGAAUGAGGACAGCAACAUCGACUUCAUGGUGGCCUGUAUGCAGUUUAUCAACAUCGUGGUGCACUCAGUGGAGGAUAUGAACUUCCGGGUUCAUCUGCAGUAUGAGUUCACCAAGCUGGGGCUGGAGGAGUUCCUGCAGAAGUCUAGGCACACAGAGAGCGAGAAGUUGCAGGUGCAGAUCCAAGCAUACCUGGACAAUGUGUUUGACGUGGGCGGGUUGCUGGAGGAUGCAGAGACCAAGAAUGUGGCCCUGGAGAAGGUGGAGGAGCUGGAGGAGCAUGUGUCCCAUCUCACAGAGAAACUUCUGGACCUAGAAAAUGAGAACAUGAUGCGGGUGGCCGAGCUUGAGAAGCAGCUGCUGCAGCGGGAAAAGGAGCUAGAGAGCAUCAAGGAGACCUAUGAGAGCACCAACCACCAGGUGCACACCCUGCGACGGCUCAUUAAAGAGAAGGAGGAGGCCUUCCAGCGCCGAUGCCACUGGGAGCCAAGUGCCCGGGGCCUGGAGUCACUGGGCAGCGAGGCUCUGGCCAGGGUGGGGCCUGCAGUGCUGAGUGAAGGCAUGCUGCCCUCUGACCUGGACCUCCUGGCUCCAGCCCCACCUCCUGAGGAGACCCUACCUCUGCCUCCCCCGCCAGCUCCUCCUUUGCCCCCUCCACCUCCCCCGUUACCAGACAAGUGUCCUCCAGCCCCACCACUCCCUGGAGCUGCUCCCUCUGUGGUGUUGACAGUAGGCUUGUCAGCCAUUCGCAUCAAGAAACCCAUCAAGACCAAGUUCCGGCUGCCUGUCUUCAACUGGACAGCUCUGAAGCCCAACCAGAUCAGCGGCACUGUCUUUAGCGAACUUGAUGAUGAGAAGGUCUUGGAGGACCUGGACCUGGACAGAUUUGAAGAACUGUUCAAGACGAAAGCCCAGGGCCCUGCACUUGACCUCAUCUGCUCCAAGAAUAAGACAGCACAAAAAGCUGCCAGCAAGGUGACCCUAUUGGAAGCGAACCGUGCCAAGAACUUGGCCAUCACUUUACGCAAGGCUGGCCGCUCAGCUGAGGAGAUCUGCAGGGCCAUCCACACGUUUGACCUACAGACACUACCUGUGGACUUCGUAGAGUGCCUGAUGCGCUUCCUGCCUACAGAGGCCGAGGUGAAGCUGCUGCGGCAGUAUGAACGUGAGAGGCAGCCCUUGGAGGAGUUGGCGGCGGAGGACCGCUUCAUGCUGCUCUUUAGCAAGGUGGAGCGGCUGACCCAGAGAAUGGCUGGCAUGGCCUUCCUGGGCAACUUCCAGGACAAUCUGCAGAUGCUCACGCCGCAACUCAAUGCCAUCAUUGCAGCCUCUGCCUCCGUCAAGUCCUCCCAGAAGCUGAAGCAGAUGUUGGAGAUCAUACUUGCUUUAGGAAACUACAUGAACAGCAGCAAGAGAGGAGCUGUGUAUGGCUUCAAGCUCCAGAGUCUGGAUCUGCUGCUGGACACCAAGUCCACUGACCGGAAGAUGACGUUGCUACAUUUCAUUGCCUUGACGGUGAAGGAGAAAUACCCAGACCUUGCUAACUUCUGGCAUGAGCUGCACUUUGUGGAAAAGGCUGCAGCAGUGUCCCUGGAGAACGUGCUGCUGGAUGUGAAGGAGUUGGGCCGGGGCAUGGACCUGAUUCGGCGUGAGUGCAGUCUGCAUGAUAACAGCGUCCUCCGGAGCUUCCUCAGCACCAAUGAAGGCAAGUUGGACAAGCUCCAGCGAGACGCCAAGACGGCUGAGGAGGCCUACAAUGCGGUUGUUCGCUACUUUGGUGAGAGUCCCAAGACCACUCCUCCGUCUGUAUUCUUCCCAGUGUUUGUCCGUUUCAUUCGUUCAUACAAGGAAGCAGAACAAGAGAAUGAAGCCCGCAAGAAGCAGGAAGAGGUCAUGCGGGAGAAGCAGCUGGCUCAGGAAGCCAAGAAACUAGAUGCCAAGACCCCAUCCCAACGGAACAAGUGGCAGCAGCAGGAGCUCAUUGCUGAACUGAGGCGGCGCCAGGCCAAGGAGCACCGGCCGGUGUAUGAGGGCAAGGAUGGGACUAUCGAGGACAUCAUCACAGUGCUGAAGAGUGUCCCCUUCACGGCCCGUACUGCCAAGCGGGGCUCACGCUUCUUCUGCGAUGCAGCCCACCAUGAUGAGUCAAACUGUUAACCCCCAAGGCUGGGGCCCUUACAGG
Messenger RNA from Chrysochloris asiatica (Cape golden mole), 3112 nucleotides. It is a transcript of the gene FMNL3, whose product is annotated as formin-like 3. Gene Ontology annotation, cellular component: cytosol. Gene Ontology annotation, biological process: cortical actin cytoskeleton organization; cell migration; regulation of cell shape. Lineage: Eukaryota; Metazoa; Chordata; Mammalia; Afrosoricida; Chrysochloridae. The coding region runs from base 1 to 3087 and encodes 1028 amino acids. The transcript is spliced from 26 exons. Gene Ontology annotation, molecular function: small GTPase binding; actin filament binding. The record is from RefSeq and is a predicted model, not a curated record.